AUGGAACCAUCAACACCCAAAGUGUCCACCCAAAGUGGUACGUUCCACGUCCACGUCGCCACUCCCAUCCCCAAGAUCCCCAACUUCGCUCACAACAUCUACAACGAAGCACCCAACACCCUCUCCCAAACGUCUACUGCGUACCCAGCGCUGAGCAUUGAGACCGAGACCGAAGAGAAGGCCGACUCUGAAUGUGAACAGCCCUACCAAUUCCUAACAAAAGCACUUUUUGAGACAGACCACGCUGACUCGGACACAAUGGAUCUAACUAUAGGUUCAGAGUCAGACUUCUCCGCCUCAUCGGUCGAUUCAGACGAAGACGAGGACAAGGACAACUCCUUCCAGGAAGAGGCGCAGAUCGAAGAAGAACAGCAGACGCUGCGCCAUCUGGACUUCUUCCUCGACAACUCCAAGGACAAGCACUGCAUCCCGCUGACGAUCGAGCCGCUGACUGGCACCGAGAACUACAAGUCCUGGCUGACUGGCAUCGAGCUGCUGAUGCGCCAGCACCAGGUCUGGCAGCUUGCUAUUGGGGAAAUCGAGCCGCUGGAUGAAAGUCAUGAUCGCUACCUUUGGUGGGUGCUUAUGCGGGAUGUCGCCAUCACCUGCAUCUUUGCCAAUGUCUCGCCUGAGAUCCGCAAGGAUCCUUGCUUUGUUUGUGCUGUUGAUAACAAGGAUCCUGAACUUAUCAUGCAGAUGCUGUGGAUGCAUUUCUCGGAGUCGAAUGGUGGGAGCCAUGACCAUGAUGAUGAUGGAGAUGUGUCGUCUUGA
This is a messenger RNA of Penicillium alfredii, 771 nucleotides long. RefSeq lists its product as uncharacterized. Lineage: Eukaryota; Fungi; Ascomycota; Eurotiomycetes; Eurotiales; Aspergillaceae. The coding region runs from base 1 to 771 and encodes 256 amino acids. The transcript has a single exon. The record is from RefSeq and is a predicted model, not a curated record.